This is a messenger RNA of Colletotrichum higginsianum IMI 349063, 252 nucleotides long. RefSeq lists its product as uncharacterized. The record is from RefSeq and is a predicted model, not a curated record. The transcript has 3 exons. Lineage: Eukaryota; Fungi; Ascomycota; Sordariomycetes; Glomerellales; Glomerellaceae. Bases 1 to 252 code for a protein of 83 amino acids.
AUGGACGCCUCGGUACUGAACAUUAGCCUGCACAACAAGACGGCCGAGGGACGGGCGGGCUGGCGUCACGCGGAGAGGGACGACGGACCGGACGAAUCGGGAGAAUGGUCCGGCGUAGCAGACGAAGACAGACCUACAAUCUGUGCGCCCCGUUCGUUCCUUCCCUCUCGACAUAACCCUUCGCUUCAUUUCAUCCUUGUGAUGCUGCUGCUGCUGGCUAUUGCCGUUGUCAGCCUUAUGGUCUGCAUUUGA